This is a messenger RNA of Porites lobata, 4541 nucleotides long. The record is from the annotation of a GenBank genome assembly. Lineage: Eukaryota; Metazoa; Cnidaria; Anthozoa; Scleractinia; Poritidae.
AUGAAGGCAAAGAUUGUAAAGUCCUCUUUAAUUCUUGUUCAUUCCGAAGAAGGGGGUGAACGAACUUAUUUACGUUUACAUAAAGUUGUGCAUGAAGCUUUAAAACGAGGCGAGUUAGCUUACCUGAAAUCAUUUAAGAGUGACCACACUAUGGCAGAAGCGGUAAAGAUUUUCAACUCCCAACUCAAAGAAAAUGAAAGGGAUUAUGCGUUUUGUAAAAAAUUGAGGCCCCACUGUGAAUCUUUACUUAAGCAGAUGACGUCAAAGUUUAGUUUGGAUCACAGCACUUUUUUAGAAAGGUUUGCACCCUUCGUAGAUUUGGAUACAGUAAUUGAUUGGCUACAUACUCUCGCCUUGCUCUGUCAAAAAAGCUCCCAUUUCGUCUUUGCGAAACUUGUGGCCAACUUAGCAUACGAUCUACUGGAGAACUUAGACGACACUUUCACGGAUGCGUUUACUCGUAAAUGGGAGGUUUUAAAUGUGAGUGGCGAAGUAUACAACAGGCUGGGAGAAUACAAUCAAGCAAAAGAACUUCACGAAAUAGCACUGAUGAUUUCCAAAAAGAUUUUUGGUGAAGAUCAUGCCGAUGUAGCAACAAGUUAUCACAACUUGGCAUCCGUGUACGAUGGACUGGGACAAUACAAACAAGCCAAAGAAUUUCACGAAAAAGCACUGAUGAUUUCCAAAAAGAUUUUUGGUGAAGAUCAUGCCGAUGUAGCAACAGGUUAUAACAACUUGGCAUCAGUGUACAACAACCUGGGAGAUUACAAUCAAGCCAAAGAACUUCACGAAAAAGCACUGACGAUUCGCGGAAGGAUUUUUGGUGAAGAUCAUGCCGAUGUAGCAGCAGGUUAUAACAACUUGGCAUCAGUGUACAACAGCCUGGGAGAAUACAAUCAAGCCAAAGAACUUUUCGAAAAAGCACUGACAAUAUGCGAAAAGAUUUUUGGUGAACAACAUGCCGAUGUAGCAACAACUUAUAACAACUUGGCAGCAGUGUACAACAGCCUGGGAGAAUACAAUCAAGCCAAAGAACUUCACGAAAAAGCACUGACGAUUCUUGAAAAGAUUUUUGGUGAAGAUCAUGCCGAUGUAGCAACAAGUUAUAACAACUUGGCAUUAGUGUACAACAGCCUGGGAGAAUACGAUCAAGCCAAAGAACUUCACGAAAAAGCACUAACGAUUCGCGAAAAGAUUUUUGGUGAAGAUCAUGUCGAUGUAGCAGCAAGUUAUCAAAACCUGGCAUUCGUGUACAACUGCCUAGGAAAAUACAGUCAAGCCAAAGAACUUCACGAAAAAGCACUGAUGAUUUCCAAAAUGAUUUUUGGUGAAAAUAAUGCCAAUGUAGCAACAAGUUAUAACAACUUGGCAUUAGUGUACGAGAGCCUGGGAGAAUACAAUCAAGCCAAAGAAUUUCACGAAAAAGCACUGACGAUUAACCGAAAGAUUUUUGGUGAAGAUCAUACCACUAUAGCAACAAGUUAUAUCAACUUGGCAUCAGUGUACGAGAGCCUGGGAGAAUACAAUCAAGCUAAAGAACUUCAAGAAAAAGGACUGACGAUUUCCCAAAAACUUUUUGGUGAAGAUCAUGCCGAUGUAGCAACAAGUUAUAACAACUUGGCAUCAGUCUACAACCGCCUGGGAGAACACAAUCAAGCCAAAGAACUUUGCGAAAAAGCACUGACGAUUCGCGAAAAGAUUUUUGGUGAAGAUCAUGGCGAUGUAGCAGCAAGUUAUAACACUUUGGCAUUAGUGUACAACAGCCUGGGAGAAUACAAUCAAGCUAAAGAACUUCAUGAAAAAGCACUGAUGAUUUCCACAAAGAUUUUUGGUGAAAAUCAUGCCCAUGCAGCAACAAGUUAUAACAACUUGGCAUCAGUGUACGACGACCUGGGAGAAUACAAUCAAGCCAAAGAACUUUAUGAAAAAGCACUGACGAUUCGCAAAAAGAUUUUUGGUGAAGAUAAUGCCCAUGUAGCAACAAGUUAUAACAACUUGGCAUCAGUGUACGACGACCUGGGAGAAUACAAUCAAGCCAAAGAACUUUACGAAAAAGCACUGACGAUUCGCAAAAAGAUUUUUGGUGAAGAUCAUGCCGAUGUAGCAGGAAGUUAUAACCAUUUGGCGGUAGUGUACAAAAGUCUGAAAGAGUACAAUCAAGCCAAAGAACUUUACGACAAAGCACUGACGAUUCGCAAAAAGAUUUUUGGUGAAAAUCAUGCCGAUGUAGCAACAAGUUAUAACAACUUGGCAGCAGUGUACAACAGCCUGGGAGAAUACAAUCAAGCCAAAGAACUUCUCGAAAAAGCACUGACGAUUCGCGAAAAGAUUUUUGGUGAAAAUCAUGCCGAUGUAGCAACAAGUUAUAACAACUUGGCAGCAGUGUACAACAGCCUGGGAGAAUACAAUCAAGCCAAAGAACUUCACGAAAAAGCACUGACGAUUCUUAAAAAGAUUUUUGGUGAAAAUCAUGCCGAUGUAGCAGCAAGUUAUAACAACUUGGCAGCAGUGUACAACAGCCUGGGAGAAUACAAUCAAGCCAAAGAACUUCACGAAAAAGCACUGACGAUUCUUAAAAAGAUUUUUGGUGAAGAUCAUGCCCAUGUAGCAACAAGUUAUAACAACUUGGCAGCAGUGUACAACAGCCUGGGAGAAUACAAUCAAGCUAAAGAACUUCACGAAAAAGCACUGACGAUUCGCGAAAAGAUUUUUGGUGAAGAUCAUGUCGAUGUAGCAGCAAGUUAUCAAAACUUGGCAUUCGUGUACAACUGCCUGGGAAAAUACAGUCAAGCCAAAGAACUUCACGAAAAAGCACUGAUGAUUUCCAAAAUGAUUUUUGGUGAAAAUAAUGCCAAUGUAGCAACAAGUUAUAUCAACUUGGCAUCAGUGUACGAGAGCCUGGGAGAAUACAAUCAAGCUAAAGAACUUCAAGAAAAAGGACUGACGAUUCUUAAAAAGAUUUUUGGUGAAGAUCAUGCCCAUGUAGCAACAAGUUAUAACAACUUGGCAUCAGUCUACAACAGCCUGGGAGAACACAAUCAAGCCAAAGAACUUUGCGAAAAAGCACUGACGAUUCGCAAAAAGAUUUUUGGUGAAGAUCAUGGCGCUGUAGCAGCAAGUUAUAACACCUUGGCAUUAGUGUACGACAGCCUGGGAGAAUACAAUCAAGCUAAAGAAUUUCAUGAAAAAGCACUAAUGAUUUCCACAAAGAUUUUUGGUGAAAAUAAUGCCCAUGUAGCAACAAGUUAUAACAACUUGGCAUCAGUGUACGACGACCUGGGAGAAUACAAUCAAGCCAAAGAACUUUACGAAAAAGCACUGACGAUUCGCAAAAAGAUUUUUGGUGAAGAUCAUGCCGAUGUAGCAGGAAGUUAUAACGAUUUGGCAGUAGUGUACAAAAGUCUGAAAGAGUACAAUCAAGCCAAAGAACUUCUCGAAAAAGCACUGACGAUUCGCAAAAAGAUUUUUGGUGAAAAUCAUGCCGAUGUAGCAACAAGUUAUAACAACCUGGCAGCAGUGUACAACAGCCUGGGAGAAUACAAUCAAGCCAAAGAACUUUACGAAAAAGCACUGACGAUUCUUGAAAAGAUUUUUGGUGAAGAUCAUGCCGAUGUAGCAAUAAGUUAUAACAACUUGGCAUUAGUGUACAAAAGCCUGGGAAAAUACAGUCAAGCCAAAGAACUUCACGAAAAAGCACUGACGAUUUCCAAAAAAAUUUUUUGGUGAAAAUAAUGCCAAUGUAGCAACAGGUAAUAACAACUUGGCAAUAGUGUACGACAAGCUAGGAGAAUACAAUCAAGCCAAAGAACUUUACGACAAAACACUGACGGUUUACCAAAAGAUUUUUGGUGAAGAUCAUGCCGCUGUAGCAACAAGUUACAACAACCUAGCAUCACUGUACGAGAGCCUGGGAGAAUACAAUCAAGCCAAAGAACUUCAAGAAAAAGCACUGAUGAUUUACGAAAAGAUUUUUGGUGAAGAUCAUGGCGAUAGCAGCAAGGUUAUAACAACUUGGCAUUAGUGUACGACAGCCUGGGAGAAUACAAUCAAGCUAAAGAACUUCAUGAAAAAGCACUGAUGAUUUCCACAAAGAUUUUUGGUGAAAAUAAUGUGCAUGUAGCAACAAGUUAUAACAACUUGGCAUCAGUGUACAACGACCGGAGAGAAUACAAUCCAGCCAAAGAACUUUACGAAAAAGCACUGACGAAUCGCAAAAAGAUUUUUGGUGAAGAUCAUGCCGAUGUAGCAACAAGUUAUAACAAUUUGGCAGUAGUGUACAACAGCCUGAAAGAGUACAAUCAAGCCAAAGAACUUGCCUUAAAAGCACUGAGGAUUCGCAAAAAGAUUUUUGGUGAAGAUCAUGCCGAUGUAGCACUACAAGUUAUAACAACUUGCCAUUAGUGUACAACAGCCUGGGAGAAUACAACCAAGCCAAAGAACUUGACAAAAAAGCACUGAUGAUUUCAAAGAAGAUUUUUGGUGAAGAUAAUGCCUAUGUAGCAACAAGUUAUGACAACUUGGCAUCAGUGUACAACAGCUUG